Scedosporium apiospermum is the source of this 846-nucleotide messenger RNA. RefSeq lists its product as uncharacterized. Bases 1 to 846 code for a protein of 281 amino acids. The transcript has 5 exons. NCBI's taxonomy places the organism in Eukaryota, Fungi, Ascomycota, Sordariomycetes, Microascales, Microascaceae. The record is from RefSeq and is a predicted model, not a curated record.
AUGAAGAACACAACCGCCUCCAUCGCACUAGCCGUGACCGGCCUCCUCGGGCUCGCCUCUGCCCAAGGCCUUGGAUACAUCCCCAACUGUGCCUAUCCUGUUUUGAUGGGCACUAUUGAGCAAUACAUCUCCUCGUGCACCGAGGCCAAUGACUUGAUCUGCUUCUGCAAAGACCCCGUCACGCAGUGGUACUGGAUCCAGAACACCAGCACUGGCUGCCCCAACGAGACCGAUGCCGAAGCUGCCGUCGCCUUUGGUACCCAAAUCUGCGUUGAGCUUGGGAUUCCUAUCAACUUCCCUGUUCCUGAUCCCAACGCCACCCCAUCGUCGUCUAGCGCCCCAAGCACCGCCCCGGAGCCACCCAGCUCUUCUGAACCACCAGCCUCUACAUCCGGCCCCGAUACCACGGAGCCGCCAGUAAGCUCCGCCGAGCCAUCCAUGACCGCCGAGCCCUCCAGCUCCGUCGAGCCGUCUGGCUCCUCUAGCCCCUCCAGCAGCGAUGUCGAACCAUCGAGCUCCGUCGUCGAACCCUCCGGCUCAACUAGCGCCGAGCCCACCACCAUCAUCACCUCGACCCGUCCCCCGACUGCCAGCAGCACCUCCUGCACCAAAACCAAGACAGCUACUCAGGGACCCGGUAACAAUGAUGACGAUGACGAAGACUGCACCUGCGAGGACGGUAAAGACUCCGAGCCCUCGGGGACGGGCGGCAACUCUGGCCCCACUGGCUCAGGUUCCACUCCUGGCAAGCCCUCGGCUCCCGUUACAGUCAAUAUGGCGAUGAGCAACUCUCCUAGUGCUCUCUUCAUCGCCGGCAUCGUCGCCGCCGCCGCCGGAUUGUUGUGA